Messenger RNA from Necator americanus (New World hookworm), 585 nucleotides. RefSeq lists its product as uncharacterized. The transcript has 7 exons. Bases 1 to 585 code for a protein of 194 amino acids. The record is from RefSeq and is a predicted model, not a curated record. NCBI's taxonomy places the organism in Eukaryota, Metazoa, Nematoda, Chromadorea, Rhabditida, Ancylostomatidae.
AUGACAGAGAACUACUUGGAUCGCCCUAUACAAACACAUGACACCUACAAGGUUUGCUCCCACGGACCCGUCGAAAUCUACUAUAUUCCGAACAAAGAAGCCCAUCCUGAAAAUAAAUUCGCUUUUCAGCACGCAUCGAGCAGGAAUUUCUAUACGGCCGAGAUUUCUGUUAUUUUGUUGAAUUGUCUUGAUCAGUCAGUUCAAAGCUGCUGGGAACCUCUAAUGUGUUCGACAGCAACCUGUUAUACGAGAGUGAUUUGCCAGUCUGACGUGCCGGUUUUUAUACCAACAACGGCCAAUGUUUGGGUAGAGGGGAAAAAUGUUAAUCUUUACAUACCACUGUCUAGCCGAGUUAUUCUGGAACAAGACGAGAACGAAAGCAAAGUGCGAACUAAACCACGAUCACCUGAUAUACCCGAAGAAGGAAUUGUUGUCAUAUAUGCGGCAGAUAUGCGUAAAUUCAAUGAAUGGGUCCAGGUUGUGGUUACCGACAAUAUGACGGUCUACUGCCAAGGUGGAAACUCUGUGUAUUUUUCAAAAACAUCUUCGGCUACGGUUUUUCAAGUGUUAAAAAAUGUCGUUUAA